AUGUUCUAUACCGUAAACAAACUAACACACAGACCAUCAACAGUGAGCCAAAUCAUGCGAAACAACACGCCAAACGAAGACCACCAAACCUUUUACUCCCUCCCUCACUCCCCUCGCACCAUCUUCCUCUCCAUCAGCUGUGCAGACACCUACAUCCUCAUGAAUAACCUCACCAAGCCCGUAUCCCCCUUCAUGUGCCAUAUCUCAAGCUUCAUUUGCGCUGCGAGUCUCAGCGUGAUCCUGUCAUCUUGUGCCUAUGCUGUUGUUUUCGACUCAGAGACGGUUUAUACCACGAAGAGACGGGUUGAAGGAAAAUGA
Messenger RNA from Aspergillus chevalieri, 318 nucleotides. RefSeq lists its product as uncharacterized. The coding region runs from base 1 to 318 and encodes 105 amino acids. The record is from RefSeq and is a predicted model, not a curated record. The transcript has a single exon. NCBI's taxonomy places the organism in Eukaryota, Fungi, Ascomycota, Eurotiomycetes, Eurotiales, Aspergillaceae.